Messenger RNA from Anolis carolinensis (green anole), 5129 nucleotides. It is a transcript of the gene nck2, whose product is annotated as NCK adaptor protein 2. The transcript has 6 exons. Gene Ontology annotation, biological process: positive regulation of translation in response to endoplasmic reticulum stress; signal transduction; positive regulation of endoplasmic reticulum stress-induced intrinsic apoptotic signaling pathway. NCBI's taxonomy places the organism in Eukaryota, Metazoa, Chordata, Lepidosauria, Squamata, Anolidae. Gene Ontology annotation, molecular function: receptor tyrosine kinase binding; signaling adaptor activity. The record is from RefSeq and is a predicted model, not a curated record. The coding region runs from base 310 to 1452 and encodes 380 amino acids.
AGGAAGCGAAGGGAGGUGGUGGAGGAGGAGGGGAGCCGGAGCCUUCUCCCUCCGCCGCCGCGGAGACAAAAGAGCCAGCGAGGGAGGGCAGCCUCUCCUCCCUCUCCCCCCUUUCCUGCCAUUCUUCUUCUUCUUCAUCAUCAUCACCCGGAGCCCAGAGAGAGGACUGUCCUCGUCCCAGAAUAUUGCAAGCAUAAUUUUGCUCAAGGCGUAACUUUUACUGUCUAGAUCCUGCGUUGUGCCAAAGGUUACAACUUAACUGCUUUCUAUCCUGAUAAUUGUUUGGUUGCAUGAGGGACUCCAUGAAAGAUGACAGAAGAAGUUAUUGUUAUAGCAAAGUGGGAUUACACUGCGCAACAGGACCAAGAACUUGACAUAAAGAAGAAUGAGCGCCUCUGGCUGCUAGAUGAUUCCAAAACAUGGUGGAGGGUAAGAAAUGCAGCCAACAAAACAGGAUACGUGCCAUCAAAUUAUGUCGAGAGAAAGAACAGUUUGAAGAAGGGUUCUUUGGUUAAGAAUCUGAAAGAUACAUUAGGCUUGGGCAAAACAAAACGAAAGACGAGUGCCAGAGAUGCUUCACCGACCCCUAGUACCGAUGCAGAAUACCCCUCCAAUGGCAGUAGUGCUGAUCGGAUUUAUGACCUGAACAUCCCAGCAUAUGUUAAAUUUGCUUAUGUGGCAGAGAGGGAGGAUGAACUGUCUCUUGUGAAAGGAUCUCGAGUUACUGUUAUGGAAAAAUGCAGUGACGGCUGGUGGAGAGGGAGCUACAAUGCACAAAUUGGCUGGUUUCCUUCAAACUAUGUAGUAGAGGAAGUUGAGGAAGCAACGGCUGAUUCACCGAGUUUUCUAAGUUUGAGGAAAGGAGCAUCUAUGAGUAAUGGCCAGGCCAUGAAAGUACUUCAUGUUGUUCAGACGUUGUACCCGUUCAGUUCUGUCACGGAAGAAGAGCUCAACUUUGAGAAAGGUGAAACCAUGGAAGUCAUAGAGAAACCUGAAAAUGACCCAGAAUGGUGGAAAUGUAAAAAUUCUCGAGGGCAGAUUGGUCUUGUUCCCAAAAACUAUGUAAUAAUCUUAAGUGAUGGUCCUACUAUGAACGCUUCCCAUCCGCCCCCAAUAAGCUACACUGGGCCUUCUUCUACAGGACGGUUUGCAGGAAGAGAAUGGUAUUAUGGGAAUGUUACUCGGCAUCAGGCAGAAUGUGCUUUAAAUGAGAGAGGAGUGGAAGGGGACUUCCUCGUCAGAGAUAGUGAAUCUUCGCCCAGUGACUUUUCAGUAUCUCUAAAGGCAUCAGGGAAGAACAAACAUUUCAAGGUGCAGCUGGUGGACAAUGUCUAUUGCAUUGGACAGCGUCGCUUUAAUACUAUGGAUGAGUUGGUGGAACACUACAAAAAGGCUCCUAUCUUCACCAGUGAACAUGGGGAAAAGUUAUAUCUCAUCAAAGCACUUCAGUGACAUUGAAGAUGAACUGGGCCUGCCAGGGCCUCUUAUAACUUACAAGCCUUAGGUCUGAAAUACACUUUUAUAUAACAGAGCAGUCUAUACCAGUCUGAGACAGUUGUCAAGAAUGACCUCUUUCUAAAACAUUUGCUCUGUUGAUUAUAUUAUUUCUCUCUUUGCCCUCUCCCAGCAUCUUGUUUUUUUGUUUGCCUACUUUGUCUUUUAAAAGUUCAGUUGUUUCACAUGCCCCCUCAGGUUGAAAAUCUCACUUAAGUGGCCAUUACAAGUCCUCUUUUUCUUCACCGGGUUCUAAACUCCUCUCUUCUGUGUACGUUUACAUAGUUAGUUCACAUAAAUGAGGGGUAUUUUCAGUUUAAACAGUGUUAAAUUGUUCCAGUAGCUCUCGCUGGCAGAACGCUAGCAGAACUCAUUGAGAGACUGGGCACGGUUGGAAUGCACUGAACCUGCAGCUAACUAAGUGAAAUAUAGUUGACAUAACAGUUUUGGCUGUGAGUUCUGUAGCUAUUUUGCUUACCAGGUAGUAUACUCCAGAAAUUCCUAGUAUCUAGAAGCACUCUUUACACUCUCUAUUCAACUAUUACAUUGCCUCUUUGACUCUUUGUGAAGAGUACACUAACUAAAGCAUUUUGUAAUAGAACUUCUUAAACUACUACGGUAAGAUUGUAGUAAAAGUAUCUAGCGUACUUUGACAUGUAAUUGCAACAGAGAUGUUUCAUUGAAAGUUGAUUACUUAGAGAAUCAUUGAAUUGUAAUGGUUGAAUGUUUUGGUAAUCUACAACCAAAUGUGCCAUCCACAUAAUGCUUUCUCUUCUUGCCCUUCUGCUUGUUUGAAUUAAACAAUUAUGUAUUUAAUUCUUAAAGUAAUAUGUAUCUGUAGCUGAUUUACACUAAUACAGAAGUUUAAUAAACAUAACUAAUUAUGGGCAGGUUGGGCUUCCAACACAUACACACAUACAUAUAAUAUAUAUCUAUAUAUAUAUAUAUGCAUUACAGAAAAAACCAGGGUUUACAAAAGUUGGUGUGAUUAAUAGUGAGACACAGAAUGUUAUAUGAAGAAAAUGCAUUUUCUUUUUUCUUUUCUUUUAACCUGCUUACGGUUUUCAAUAUAGGCUUGAUGGCACAUUCCUAAAAUUUGGAGAAAGAAAAAAAAGGACCUUGAUGAACCUAGAAACUUGCAUACACAGAGUUUUGGGGGUUUUUUGGAUUUGUAAUAAAAAAAGGUAUCAUAUGAAGAUGGAGUAUUGAAUUUAUCCUUGACAUUAGUACAGCAUGAUAGAAAUUUAUAGAGGGAUUUUUUUUCAUUUAUAUGUUUGAAUGUAAGGUUUGAAUAGCUUAAAACAGGUUGGAUAAAACUGAUUACUGGUAUUCUCAUUAUUUAAAAAAAUAUUUCCUGACAUAGGCAGAACUUCAAAUGUAUGCACAGUUGUUUGUUUGUUCCAUUGAAUUCCAGUGGUACGCUGAUGCCAGGACUACCACAGCCCUUAUAAUUUCAUCAAGGUCUAUAUUAAAGCACCAUCUGCACAGCACUAUGACAAAUGAGAUACAGCACUGGAUGGUUCUUUGGGAUGAACCCAGCAAGAUGGUGCUUCUAUUCUCACUGCAGGUAUAUUAUUCUGGGCCAGAGUAUGUGUACUUAACAUGUAAUUUACAAUAAUUUACUAUAACAGACUUGUGUUUAUGUCAGAGAGAGCCUCCUCUGGUAGUUAAAGGGCUGUGGCAUACAGCUUUACGUUUCAUGGUGCUCAGUAGGAAUAAAUCCAAGUGUACUCUCAGUUUUGCAUAUAUGCCGUAGCUGUAAAUGUGUUUACUUGCCAACUGUCAGGAACAAAGACAACUGAUGCCAAAUCAGGAAGUCUUUCCUUUAUUCUGGGAUCCUGUCUAAUAGAAACUGGCGGCAGACACUUGAAAAUCCCUUGGCAGAGAAUCUUUGUCCACAGGCCCGACUCUUCUCCACCUCCACCACUUAAUGACUGGUUGAAGCUCUACAAGCAUAAACACUUCAUUUAAAAUGAGUUCAGCUCAUCUGAUGUAACUGUGGAUGAUUUCAUCUGUGAAUAUUUAGUAUGCUUUGGGUCUCCUCAAGACCUUAGCAGAGCCCGCUGAUCUCAGAUAAUCUCUCACUGCGGUUCAAAGAAAUGCCUUUCUCUGUUUCCAGCUGUUUUCAGCUAAGGUGUUCAUUUUUAUUGUGUGCAUUUCUGGGAGAUAAAUACCUGUGCCUGGUGUUCAUUUUUGGAUUGCCAUUUUAAGCUUUUCCAAGAUUAGUCCAAAUAUGAAUUCUAGGUGACAGUAUUCAUGGAAAUACUAGGCUGCAAUCUGUUGAAAUAUUUUCCUGUUGAAACCCUAUUGAAAUUCAUUUCAGUUGUGCUUCUUAUAAAUUAUACUCAACUCUUUAAAGGGUUUUUUGUUUUUCAUGUAUUAAAUCCUAUCUGUGUUUGGGGUGACAAAAAUGUAUUAAGUUCUGUAUAAUAGAUCCAUAUUCUUUAUGUUGUUUUAUAUUUCAUUAGAAAAAAAAUGCCUCUACUGCUUACAAUAUGCAGUUCUUGACACUCAGUUCUUGACACUAAGACUUGAUUCUUUUUCUUGAGCAAUUGGCAGUUUAUCACACUUUAAAUGCAAAAUAAAUAGCUCAGAUAAUUCCUUCCAGUGGGUACCAGUUUGGCUUUGUCAGCAGUGAAUUCAGUAUUUACACUUACACUUAACUGUUUGCAUUCAAGACCUCCUAGCAUUUCUUUUUCUGCAUUUAAUCGUAAAAAUAAUGUCCUUGAAGGAUUUAUAAAAGUGCUGUUUUUAAUCGAGUCUUCCUUUCAUAGCAAUAUUAAUUAUACAGGGUUUUUAUUAAAGACCAUUUCUUAAACCAAAUAUUUCCAUACUCUUAAACUAGGACCAGUCCAAAGGGUUCAAUCAUGAAAGUGGUGCAUAAUUCUUCUGUGCAUUUAUAUUGCCACUGAUCUCAAAUGCUAAAUUCGUUGUCUGAAGAUGAUGUAUUUUCUUAUUACGGUAUUAUGCUGUAUAUGACACUUGACUUUUUUCAUAGUGCUAUUUUGAAAUAGGUGAGCUUUCCACAUGGAAACUAUGGUGCUAACAUCUUGAAAACUACUAAACUUGGAAUCCGAUAUUCUGAAAUCUUUGAUUAUCUUUUGGUAUUUUUGUUUGUUUGCUUGUGUUUGCUACAGAGCAUAUACAUGAUAAGAGAGACAACUGUUACCUCUGGCUUGGUUUGUACAUUAUGUUGGAUGGAGGGCUUUCAUUUACUGGAGAUUUUUUUGUGAGAGAAGGCUUUCAUCAUCCUCUCUCAAGUUAGCCUUUUCAAAUGUGUUGCCAAGAUGGGAAAGAUUCUGGAGAAUGGCCUGAUCUUGGAGAGGAGAAAGAAACAUUUGUCCCUCAGCAUCUUCAUUUGUUUUUGUAGUACAGCAUUCUUUAGUCUGACUAUUUCUGAGGCAAAAAAUGACUUGCUUCAGAAAGGAAAAAGAUUGUAGUGCUGGAGGAGACAAAAAGAAAGGUAUCAAGAAAUGGAGAUUGUUCAUCGUGUUCCUUUGACUUCAGUUCCUAAACCUCCCUUGUUCUAAAUGCAUUUUUUCUGUGAAUUUGAACUGAGCCUAUCUGUAUGGAUUCAUUUUUCCACAGUCAUUUUUUCAGAAGCCUGAUAUCUUUUUGCUCAUUUAUUUCACUUU